CACACACGCACGCAGAAGAACAAGAAGAAGAAACUGUGUCCACAGGAAUUUAUUAACUACAACUGUGAGGACAGGUGAAGACGCAGAGCUCAACACAGACGGGUACUGGCAGCAGUGACAGGGGGAGGCGCUAUAAUAGGGGGAGGAGCUGUAGUGACCCAGAGGACUGAGGUGUUGGACACAGCGAUGCUGUCUCUGACCUGUGCUGACCCCUGGCCUGAGGGCUCAGUGGGGCUGGAGGAGGAGGUGGUGACUGCGGCCGCUCAGGCCGAGCAGCAGCAGCAGCAGCAGCAGCAGCAGCAGCAGCAUGACAGCAGCUGCAGCAGCAGCAGCAGCAGCUCCGUGUGUCUGGACGACAGUUUGACCAGCCUGCAGUGGCUGCAGGAAUUCUCCAUCCUCGGUGCCAGCGUGCCACACAGCGUCCACCACCAUCACCAGAGCCACUUGUUCGGCCACCAGCCGCCGGGCUCCGACGGCCCCGCCUCCCCGCUGGCCGGGGACCCUGCCUCCGUGGACAUGCCCCUGACCCCCGGGAAGCCCACCGCGGCGGCCUACAGCAGACUGCAGUCCCUGCCCAGCAUCGUGGCUCACGGUCACUGUCCCGACGAGGUCGACUACACGACCAACGCCAACAUCAAGCCGCCGUACUCGUACGCCACGCUCAUCUGCAUGAGCAUGCAGGCGAGCAAGAAGAGCAAGAUCACGCUGUCCUGCAUCUACAAGUGGAUCACUGACAACUUCUGCUACUACAGACACGCUGAUCCCACCUGGCAGAACUCCAUCCGUCACAAUCUAUCACUCAACAAGUGCUUCAUCAAAGUUCCGCGGCAGAAGGACGAGCCAGGAAAGGGUGGCUUCUGGAAGAUUGACCCGCAGUACGCCGAGCGCCUCCUGAGUGGCGCCUACAAGAAGAGGCGAAUGCCUCCGGUCCAGAUCAACCCGGCUCUGCAGAACAGACUCAGGGUCAACCUCCCACCACUGUCCAGACGCCCUGCAGGAGGUCAUAUUGGCCUGUGCAUUAAUCCAGACUCCCAGCGCCUUCUACAGGAGUUUGAAGAGGCAACCGGUGCUGACCAGAAUUGGGAUCCCCAUCUGGCUGAGGGGACCAUGCUGGGAUCCUGGCCGGUGGUCAGAGGACGACUUAAGAGGAAACAGUCGCUGGGCUCCAGAAGUGGUGCAAACAAAGUCCUGCGGCGCUCCAGCUCUCCACUGCUCUCUGAUGAACAGAAGGAGAUCGGACCUCUGAAGGGAGACUUUGACUGGGAUGCCCUGCUGGACUCGGCCCUCAGUGGGGAACUCAGUCUGGAGGGAGAAGAACACCUGAGUCCCAUCAUGAAAGAUGACGAAUUGACAGUGCGAGGGAGACACAUCUCCCCCACUGGAGCCCCUGCGGGGACAGAGGACGCCCACGUACUGGCGGAGACCCAAAGGAGAAAUGACUUUGAUGAGGAGACCUUCCUCGCCACGGCCUUCCUGGAGAACCCCUGGCCUGAAGAAGAACAGAGCCACAACGAUUUCCUGUGUAGCUCCACUGUCAACCUGGACCAGCUGUUUGACCUUGGAGACUCAUUAGGUGGUGACCCCAGCACCCGGGUGGACUCCCUCCUUUGAGGAACAACCUCGUUCCAGGUCCUGUUUUCCUGUAAAAACCCUUCACAGAUGUACUGUGGAAUAUUUUUUUACUGUUCAAUCAGCUCUUCAUGUUUUGAGAUUGAAAUUUUGAAGCAGGAUUCAUGUUGGAUCCGUACUCACGAUGCCUACUGAGCAAAGAUGCCACGAGGUCCAUCAUCAUCGUCAUCAUCUUCAUCAACAAAACUGCUUUGAAUCACGUUUUCAGGAACUGUGAAAUGACUUCAGACUGCGGCGUUAUGAGGAAGCACAGGCCAAUCAAAUCGUGCUAUGCAAACAUUCUGACACAGGGGCUAGCCAAUCAAAUCACGUUCUUUUUUUCAUGUUUAAACUCCGUCAAAACGUCGUUCUCAGACAAUAUCGAUUCAGUCGUUUCACCCACAGACCGCGAACACAGCGCUAGCAUCACUUAGCAACUCUCGCUAAUUUACGACAGUCAUCUUUGGCUCGGUCUUCAGAGAGCAACUCUGCCUCACUGCCAAUUCAUCCCUGUGGCCCACUGUGGUACUACAGCCACAUAAUUCCCGGUGAUCAUAAAUGAUCCAAAUAUUCCAAUAAGAGGUUUUUGGCUCUUUUCCAUCACACACUUCUAACUCGACGAGGUUCAGCUGAGCCGAUGCUAACAUGUGAUGUCAUCAGACUGCCGGCCUCUGAUUGGUCAGAGAGUGUCGUCACUGAAGAGUCACGAGUCAAAGCAACAAUGUCCAACUGUAGAUCAAAGUUAAAAAGACAAUGAUUCACUUUCAGUCACUCGUUUCUGUGUUUGUGUCAUGUGAUAUGAUGACUCCACCCAUGUUGAGGAGGAGCUAUGAAGUGACUGACACCAAGCCGAGUGGAGUUAGACGUGUGUGAUGGAAACGUGUCUCCUGGCGCUCACAUUUACAUCCAUCUCUGCUCAUAAUGUCUUCAUUUUGACAGCAAUAAUAACAAUAAUAAUAAUUACAAAAUGACACCAUUAUGUCAAAGUACAAAGCACUUGUUUCGCUCUCUGCUCGUGAGAAAACUGAUGAUAAAAUCUCCCGUUUAAUAAAAACACAAACACAUUUCAUCCGACUCAUCGUUCCUGUUCUUUGGAUUCCUCCAACAUUCACCCUGCGCCUCUGCCGGUCACGUCGGUUCCAACCAAAAUAUCUUCAGAUUCGGCCGCAGAGUUUUACGACGAGUCUGUUUACGUCGUUAAAGACGCUGCAGUUGUGAAACAAGGCUGAAAAAAACAAACCUGCGCCACUCACAACAACAUAUUUGCCAAAUGAUGUUUGGUGUCGGCGUGAUUUACCGUUUUAGCGUUUAGCUUUUUUUGCGUGUUGUUUUAUUUUGUACUAACUGUUCUCUGUGUAUGUUGUUUUAAAAGAAAAUAAUUAGAACCAGUUUACGUAGAAUGAUGGAAAUUCCCUGUAGUUUCUUUCAUCUUCUUCUCUGACUUCCUAAGAGUAGAUAUGAAGUGAAGUGAAGGACACGCCAGCUUCACGUCUCAAAGGUCAGAGUGGACACGGAACUGCUGCGGGCAAAAUUCAACAAAAACCAACUGUGACGAGCUUUAAAUGUGAGAAACUGCUGCGUCCUUCGUAAAUGAAUACCUGACCUUCUCUGUGCCAAGAACAACACCUGAGACUCGACAGGGCGGGGCAGAGUGUGAGGAGGAGGCGGGGACGGCUAUCCCAACCAACUCAUGAGCGGAUGGACCUUGGACAUGUUGUUGUUGUUGGACACACUGUGUGUGUGUGUGUGUGUGACUGUGAGCGCCCCCUGUACUGAGAAGCAGCCUGAAACACAGACAUGAGGAAAUCAAUCAUAAAGUCAGUGACGUCUUAAGAACACGUUUUUAUAAACCACUCACUCUCCCACACCAAACCAUCACUAAGUUCACAUGUCUUAUUUUGUAAAAUUCAGCUUUUUAAAUCCUUAAUUUAGAUUAAAAUAAGUGACACAAAGUGACCACACGAGGCAGCAGAGGACCAGCAGCUCCUGUGUCCUCGCCAGCUAAAAUCACUGAUUUUCUCUAUGUUCUCUAUGGUUUGGUGUGGGAGAGAUAAAGAUAUCGCAGACUUCAGCUGACAUAGAUUUCUCAUGUGUUCACAGAGAGUGAGCAGCAGGUGGCGCUCACACAUCUUUCGCGCUCCUCCAUCAGUGACCUUUCUAAAGUGUGAUAACGGCGUCUUACCUCGUGAUUGUUUCGGUGAAGUUGCAGACACAGUUUUCUUUUACUUUUACCGUUUUUAUUUGAUUUUCCACUUUUCUUUGAUAAUAAAAAACCCAAACUCUU
Solea solea (common sole) is the source of this 3892-nucleotide messenger RNA. It is a transcript of the gene foxj1a, whose product is annotated as forkhead box J1a. The coding region runs from base 187 to 1611 and encodes 474 amino acids. The transcript has 3 exons. The record is from RefSeq and is a predicted model, not a curated record. Gene Ontology annotation, biological process: regulation of DNA-templated transcription. Gene Ontology annotation, molecular function: DNA-binding transcription factor activity; sequence-specific DNA binding. NCBI's taxonomy places the organism in Eukaryota, Metazoa, Chordata, Actinopteri, Pleuronectiformes, Soleidae.